AUGGAUCCCCGUUCAUUUCAAUGGGUUUCACCGUAUGCCCAUUCUUCUGAGUUAUUACGUGAGCAUCAGCGGCCGACUGUUCUUCAGCAUACGCAAUUUGAUCACUUCGAGUCAGCGUCCAGUUCCAACUUCUUUUCUCCAUUUAGUAUCACAUCAAGUUUUCCGUUUCAAGAACUUGAUUAUCGUCUUCACGAUGGACCAGCCAUGAUUCAUCCACCAAGCAUGGCUGAGCCUACGGUAGCUGAGCCAGCACCAAUGGAAACAGCCGAUUUGCAGAAGGAUAUCCCAGAGCUCAAACCAUUUUUGCAAUCAAGAAGUGUUGCUGAACACGAAUUUACAUUGUUUAAUCCUUCUGUGUUCCAAUAUCCUGUACCAAGUGCGGAUCCGCAGUUUUCAACAAAGAAAGACUUGAAGGAGGAUUACAGCGGAUAUUUGACGCAAGCCACACAAAACUAUUCUACAAAUCCCCCCUCAGCUCAGAUGAUACGAACGUUCGCUUUUGCAAAACAAAAUGACAACCUUUCGAAUACCACGCAAGAUUGUCAGGUUUGUCAUUCUACGCACGCGAAUGGUCUUCACUUUGGAGCUCGCACAUGCGCUGCUUGCGCUGCUUUUUUUCGCCGAACAAUCAGCGAUGGCAAGAAGCAGGUUGGCAUAAUUGAACUAAACGUUGAGUUCCUGCUUCUGAUAGUCAUCGCUUCAUAUGCAUUUGUUGUUCUGCGUAAAGAAACAGCUGAUUAA
Molecule: messenger RNA, 741 nt
Organism: Strongylus vulgaris
Lineage: Eukaryota; Metazoa; Nematoda; Chromadorea; Rhabditida; Strongylidae
Source: the annotation of a GenBank genome assembly